Messenger RNA from Thunnus maccoyii (southern bluefin tuna), 2527 nucleotides. RefSeq names its product receptor-interacting serine/threonine-protein kinase 2-like. Lineage: Eukaryota; Metazoa; Chordata; Actinopteri; Scombriformes; Scombridae. The record is from RefSeq and is a predicted model, not a curated record. The transcript is spliced from 11 exons. Gene Ontology annotation, molecular function: JUN kinase kinase kinase activity; ATP binding. Bases 352 to 2112 code for a protein of 586 amino acids. Gene Ontology annotation, biological process: positive regulation of canonical NF-kappaB signal transduction; regulation of apoptotic process; innate immune response.
CGGAGCUCAGAAGCUCCUGUUGUUGUUGUCCUUGCCGCUACCUCCCGCUACCCGGCCAAGCUGGCUGGCAUGUCACAUGAACAGACGGGCAAGUGUAAGCGUAUACGUUUAAUUGAGGCCGUUGGGUUCACGGUAUUUCAGCAAACGGACGAGCCGUUUGUCGGUCGCUCUCUUUCAACUGUCCGCUAGCUUAGCUUGCUAACCACUCAGCGACACAGUUAAUGGCAUGCGUGUGAAUUGGAGCGCUCUACCUCGUUGCGUUGACCAAAAAAGGGGGCAGUUCUGCUUUCUGUUUCUGACCUAGUGGAUGAUAAAUCCUUCCGACUUCCCGUAAAAGGCACAUAAACUGCUAUGGAGCCGCAGGCGGCUGUGGGCUGUGUGAACAUCGGCAGUCUGACCAGUACCUUGCCGGUGAUCCCCUACCAGAAGCUGACAGACCUGUACUACCUGAGUAGAGGGGGCUUCGGCACCGUGUUCAAGGCGCAGCACUCCGACUGGAGGACCACUGUGGCCAUCAAGUGCCUUAAGCUCGACUCUCCUGUGGGUGAAAGAGAGAGGAACUGCCUGCUGAAGGAGGCCGAGGUUCUCCACAAAGCGAGAUUCAACUACAUCAUCCAGAUCUUUGGGAUCUGCAACGAGCCGGAGUUCUUCUGCAUAGUCACAGAGUUUAUGAGCAAUGGUUCCCUGGACCUGUUGCUCCAUGAGAAGGACAUGUACCCUGUGCUUGCCUGGCCUUUGCGACUGAGGAUCCUGUAUGAGAUCGCUCUGGGUGUCAACUUCCUUCAUAACAUGAACCCACCACUCUUACACCACGACCUAAAGACACAGAAUAUACUGUUGGAUGGUGAAUUUCACGUUAAGAUUGCAGACUUUGGUCUUUCAAAGUGGCGGCAGCUGUCUGUCAGUAAAGGCUCAGGGUCGAUGCCCACAGAGAUGGGGGGCACGGUGAUCUACAUGCCCCCCGAGGAGUACGAACCAUCCAAGAGCCGCCGGGCCGACGUGAAACACGACAUGUACAGUUAUGCCAUCAUUAUGUGGGAGGUGCUGUCCAGGCAGAUUCCAUAUGAAGAGGUGACCAACCCCAUGCAGAUUAUGUUCAGUGUGCUGCGUGGGAUGCGUCCUGACACGAGCCUGGACAGCCUGCCCGCUGAGAUUCCCAGCAGAGGGACCCUCAUCAGCUUAAUGACCUGUGGCUGGACCAGUAACCCCGAUGAGCGACCUUCCUUCCUCAAGUGUUUGAUUGAGCUGGAGCCAAUGGUGAGGCGGUUUGAUGAAAUUGACUUCCUGGAGGCCGUGUUGGAGAUCAAGAGGUCAAAGUUGAUGCAGAGAUCAGGCUGCUGUUCAGCCCCGCCAGUGAAUGAGAAGAGUAGUGAGGAGGGAUCCCUGAAUAUGCUGAAGGACAGGCCCAACAUCUGGCUGGAGACUUCCACGUCGGGCUCAGGGUCUUGUUCCUCCCAGGAAACAGAAAUAUCUCUACCAGGCGCCCUCACUAGCAGCAAUGCAGCGCCCUCUAAAGAGGGGCUUCCGUCGUCAUUAAUAGCUCAUGGAGCUCUGGAGUCUCCUGGGUCUCUGAAGGACCACUGUGUAGCCAACAAUCUGCACAGCUACCAGAGUGCCAGGCCCAUGAAUGAUUUGAACAUACCCAUCAAACCUGGCCCGCCCAUGACUGAGUAUGAGACACGACUGGAUAACCUCACUCUCAAUGCAAAGCCUCAGAAACAAGCUGAUUACACCCCUCCGUUGCGCAAUGCGUCUCCCACAGAAGGCCCCAUCACCCAGUGGAUUGCGAUGCGGCGUGAAGAGAUUGUCUCCCAGAUGACCGAGGCCUGCCUUAACCAGAGCCUGGACGCCCUGCUGGCACGCUCCAUGCUGAUGCGGGAGGAUUACGAACUGGUGGUGAACCAGCCCACCCGCACAGCCAAGGUGCGCCAGCUCUUGGACAACUGUCACAGGCACAACGAAGACUUCUGCCGCAUUGUAGUCCGCAAGCUGCAUGACAACAAGCAGAUGGGCCUGCAGCCGUACCCGGCUGAAAUCAGCUCCCCCACCACAAACCUGGUCCCCAGCGCACCACAGCUGUCCAUGUCCUACAAUACCAUCAGGAACAUGUAGCAGCAGUCGCAAGCAAUGGAAACUCUCCAGAUUAUAGAUGGUGCCAACUUUACACUACACUUAACUUUUGGUGGUUCCGUUGUCAUCAAGAUUGUCAUCGUGGUUCCUGUAAGUCUUUCCCUUAAAAAGACAGAGGAAGGGCUGAUUGAGUAAAAAGAGUUGCAGGUGUAAAAGCUAAGCUAUUGGCUUCAAAGUUACCCACUUGUCAGCUAGUGAAAAAGCUUAAGUUUUAUUCUGUAUAAUCAGAAUCAAAAAAUUUCGACUGAAUCAGUGAUUUUAUGUACUAAGUUCUGGAUUGGAUCAUUUAUAGUGCUUUCAUUCUGAGUGGAUGCAUUGCAGGGUUUCACUCCUUUUGGUAUGAUACGCUUUUUGUCUCCAGAAUCCAGUUAGUAUUAAGUAAAAGCAUAUUUAUGUA